Messenger RNA from Danio aesculapii, 2199 nucleotides. RefSeq names its product opioid growth factor receptor-like protein 1. NCBI's taxonomy places the organism in Eukaryota, Metazoa, Chordata, Actinopteri, Cypriniformes, Danionidae. Gene Ontology annotation, molecular function: opioid growth factor receptor activity. Bases 97 to 1635 code for a protein of 512 amino acids. Gene Ontology annotation, cellular component: membrane. The transcript has 8 exons. The record is from RefSeq and is a predicted model, not a curated record.
UUCUGCAUCAGAAAUACUUUCGAUUCGCCAUGGUUUUCAACUUUAAUUUUCAGUAGCCAGCGAGAAGGUCGAGAACUUCAACAAGUCUGAGUUCUCAUGUCUGCUAUAUGGCAAUUUAUUAGACGUUUACUGAGUGACCAAGCUAGUCCUACAAACGAUACUACUUUUGAAAUGGAGUCAAGUCAAGACUCGGAUGGUGAGUGCGAACUGGACUCCACAUGGGAGGAUGAACACGAAAAUAAAAUACCCUGCAAGAAGAAGAGUCGCAGGAACAUGCGUGCUGCCAAGGACAUGCAAGACUUUCGGCAUAGUUGCCAGAACUUGGAUCAUGGCGAUGAUGAACCAGCAUCAGGUCGAUUCUAUAACCUGGAGUUUUACAGAGGUCAAAUUAGAUCUUCUCCUGAUGACAUUCACAUUGAUGAUUUUCACAAGCAGUGGUUGGGUCAAUAUAAUCAGCUGGAAAAUGUUCACACCUACAUUCAGUGGUUAUUUCCAUUACAAGUGCCAGGGGUGAACAGCAGGGCACAUGUGCUCACAAAAAAAGAAAUCAAGCAUUUCCGUAGAGAUAAACAAGCACAGAGUAAGUUGGUUAAAUCAUAUGAAGUUAUGUUGGAUUUCUAUGGUAUUCGUUUGGUCAAUAAAGAUACAGGAGAGGUGGAACGUGCCAGGAACUGGAAGCAACGCUUUGACCACAUAAACAGACAUACACUCAAUAACCUGCGCAUCACACGCAUCCUGAAGUGUUUGGGAACUCUAGGAUUGGAGCACUUUCAGGCCCCGCUGGUCAAGUUCAUCCUUCAUGAGACUCUUGUGAUGGGAGAACUUCAAAGUGUAAAACGAACUGUACUAGAUUACUUUAUGUUUGCGGUACUGGACAAGUCAAAGAGGAGAGAGCUGGUUAGAUAUGCUUAUGAGCAUUUCAGACCCAGAGAAGACUUUGUCUGGGGCCCAAAGAAGAUUCUGCAAAAGGAAACUUCAAAAGAAGGUGAGCAGGAAAGGGUGAGGACCCAUAAGACCAUGCCUGGAAUUAAAAAAAUAAACGCCUGUCUUCCUUCUGAAAGUAUGAGAAGUGAGAAACCUCAUAAAAAUGAUCAUCAGAAAGAUGAUAAAGCAGUUAGUCUAGACAAAUUGAUGGCAAUAGAGAAAAAAUUAGGAGAGACAAAACAAAGAGAAGAAGGUGAGCUGCUGCAAAAGGUGAGGACUCGUGGAAUCAACAAAAUACAUGCCAGUCCUCGACCUGAAGGCAUUGAAAUUGACAAAUCUUGUAAAAAUGAUCACCAGAAAGGUAAUAAAAAAGUUAUUCCCAACAAUUUGAAGGAAAACAAUAUUACAAGUGUUCAGAGCGCAAAUGAAAAAAGUCAAUGCAGCUCAAAAAACAAAAAGGCAGAAAAGCAAAGUCAAGGUACAAGUGUUGAAGUUGAAAUUAAUUUAGAAACUAUCAUUCUUGAUGAUGAUCUAAAUAAGAAAACUGAUACAAGUGAUACCUCAAUUAGUGCAAAUGAGCUGACCAAAGAAAACAUUAAAAGUGAUCAGGGAGCACAAUGCAGCUCAAAAGAGGAGACGAGAUGUCAGGAGAUGAGUGUUGGGGAUGAGGAUAAUAAUGAUGAUGGUAUUGAAAUGUCUCAUGGGGAUUAAAUUCAGUGAAAUAUUCUCCGUAAAAGGUGUUUAGAAAUGAAAAUUGUUUUUCUUUCAUGAAACUCUAAUUAUUAAUUUAAAGGGUUAUAAGUUGCUUAUUUUAUUUUACAUACUUUUUCCUGCAUUUUGGUGAGGGCAAUACACAUUUUAAAAAAAUAAAUAUAUGUCCAUUAAGGAUUGUGAUAGGUUAAUGUACAGUGCGUGGUCUCUUCACUGAGGAAACAGUUUGUACUUAUGACUGAUUGUUUAAAAAGAAAGUUGGCUUUUGUAAAUGUCAGGUUUGUGAAAUCUGUGUUUUUAUCAUUCUAAUAUUUUUUUCAAUACAAUGAAAAGCUAGUGUACAAAGGAAUGUGUAUACUUUGUAAAAAUGUCAUGCAAUAGUUAUUCUGUAUCUUGAAACUGCUGUUUGGUUUAAUACGGUAUAUACUACUGAACCACAUACUGUAUGUCUCCACAUUAUCAGAGUGGAAUGCUGCUGUACAACAUACUGCACAUUUUAUUGCUUGUCGCUUUGUAAGAUUAUUUCAGUUUUGUAUGAUGAAAAUGCAAUAAAUAAGCAAUCUA